Molecule: messenger RNA, 1201 nt
Organism: Suillus subaureus
Lineage: Eukaryota; Fungi; Basidiomycota; Agaricomycetes; Boletales; Suillaceae
Product: Sucrase/ferredoxin-like-domain-containing protein
Exons: 3
Coding region: 330-1124 (264 amino acids)
Source: RefSeq, a predicted model, not a curated record
CACACCAAUAAUUACACACCGAUAACAUACUCAUGUCGAAAAGGUAAAGUUUGCGAGAUAAAAGUUAAAUGCUGCGAACAUGCAACACAAAUAAAGCCAUCAGGGUGACAUUGAGAUCUCGGAAGUCCUUUCAACGGAAUGAAGUAGCCAAUCGGGUUAUCAAGUUUGAGGGCCCCGCCACUUGAAAUCACAGCCCUUCUGAACUUUUGACUAUCGUGGAAUUGAUGAUCCGGAGGAACUUCCAAACGCGCCGGUCACGUGUAUGAUCACGAACCGCGCUUGCUGCUUCCCGCAGUUCCGUGAAUCAUUUCAUAAUUCGGUCCUCCAAUAUGCCAGCUUUCCGUGCGCUCAGAACGCUCGUGCGGUCGCUAACCACCACUGCCAGACCUACAUCAGAGCUCGUUGGCACAGCCCCUCCGCACCAGUGCUACAUCUUCCUGCAUACCCCACAGCCGCCCAGCGAGUAUCCCGCCAAGUACGCAACCCCCGUCCAGCGCGCACUCCUUCUACGCACCGCUAAAUGGGGCGGGUCUGUAAAUUUUGCGUGGUCUGAGGACCAACAAUCUAUCCGUGCACGACCACCUGGGGAGGAAGACAAGCAGGAAUAUCAUUUGACAGCGUUUGCGCAUCCGCUGGGAAAGCUUGAGGCUACUGUGUCCAUGGACAAUAUUGAGGAGGUGGAAGAACAGUUGAGGAUGCAUGUUGAGGGUGUCUCUGGUGCUACGUCCUCGAAUUUAGAUGAUGUGCAUUUAUAUGUCUGUACUCAUGGUGCGCGAGAUUGUCGGUGCGGAGACAUUGGGGGAGCAGUUGCCCAGGCUGUAAGGGAUGAGCUCCGGAAGCGCAGAGAUGCCGAUCCGAGUGAUCCCAGUACCUGCAUUAAGCUUGCAGAAGUGGCACAUGUCGGAGGUCACAAAUAUGCAGCAAAUCUUCUUGUGUACCCGCACGGAGAAUGGUUAGGUGAAGUAGAGCCCGAGGAUGUUCCAGAGAUUCUAGAUGCUAUUCUGGCAUUACCAGCACGCCCGCGCAACACUGACGAAAUACCUAUUUGUCCUCGUCAUUGGAGAGGUCGCAUGGGGUUAAGCAAGGACGAGCAGAUCCAGCUCUUGCAGCGAACUUACUCAUGAUCCAUAGAGUACACAUACCAUAGUACCAGUAUCACACCUAGAGACAUGCAUGCAUAUUCUAUAUUAGACAGCAGACU